Molecule: messenger RNA, 5208 nt
Organism: Osmerus eperlanus (European smelt)
Lineage: Eukaryota; Metazoa; Chordata; Actinopteri; Osmeriformes; Osmeridae
Product: NACHT, LRR and PYD domains-containing protein 12-like
Biological process (GO): intracellular signal transduction
Molecular function (GO): protein binding
Source: RefSeq, a predicted model, not a curated record
AUUACUGUCAGACACACACAGAACCAGAUGGAUCACAGAGAGGAGGCUGAUGGUGAAACCAGAGUUUUAUAAAGUGAUCCACAAUGGCCACAAGUAAUACAACGCACCUGUUGAAAACUCUGGAGCAGCUCGGGGAAAAGGAGCUGAAGAAGUUUAAAUGGUUCCUGCAGAAUGAAGUUCCAAGUGGGUUUAAUCCCAUCCCAAAGAACAAGUUGGAGAACGCUGAUGAACUGGACACAGUGGAAAAGAUGGUGGCGACAUAUGCACUCAAAGGAGCUCUGAAGAUCACUGUGGAGAUCCUGAGAAAGAUGGAUCAGAAUAAUCUUGCUGAGCGGCUGAUGGGUGUCAGUGGUGCUGACGAGGCAGGUGGGAACAGUUCAACUUCCUGUCUUCCUCAGGAAGUCCAGGGUUCUUUCAACACGACUGAGACUGGAGGCCAUGUUGCUGCUCCUGGUGGAAACCCCUCAGAGCAUGCUGUUGUUGAAGUGAUCAGCAAACUCAAAUCUAAACUGAAGAAGAACUUUCAGGCUGUGUUUGAGGGCAUACCUCAAAUAGAAAAACCUCUUCUCAAGGAGAUCUACACAGAUCUCUACAUAACAGAGGGUGAGAGUGGAGAGGUCAAUAAAGAACAGGUGAGACAGAUUGAGACAGCAUCCAGGAAAUCAGCAAGACCAGAGACAGCCAUCACAUGCAACAACAUCUUUAAACGCUCAGCUGGACGAGACACACCUAUCAGAAUUGUUCUGACAAAAGGAGUUGCUGGCAUCGGAAAAACUGUCUCUGUGCAGAAGUUCAUCACGGACUGGGCGGAGGGACUAGCCAAUCAGGAAAUCCAGUUCAUCUUUCCUCUGCCGUUUCGAGAGCUGAAUCUGUUGGAUGGAGAAGAGUUCAGUCUGAUGGAACUUGUCCAUCACUUCUUCUCAGAAACCAGGCAAUCAGGAAUCUCCAUCUAUGACAAGUACAACAUUCUGUUUGUCUUUGAUGGUCUGGAUGAGUGUCGACUGCCCUUAGCUUUCAAAAAGAACAAGAGCUGGUCUGAUGUCACAGAGUCCACCUCAGUGGAUGUGCUGCUGACCAACCUGAUCAAAGGAAACCUGCUUCCCUCUGCUCUCAUCUGGAUCACCACUCGACCUGCAGCAGCCAAUCAGAUCCCUUCUGAGUGUGUUGACCGAGUGACAGAGGUACGAGGGUUCAAUGAUGCUCAGAAGGAGGAGUACAUCAUGAAGAGAUGCAGUGAUGAGAUCCUGGCCAGGAGAAUCAUCUCACACAUCAAGGCAUCAAGGACUCUCUACAUCAUGUGCCACAUACCAGUCUUCUCCCUAAUGUGUGUGACAGUCCUGGAGCACAUGCUGAGAACAGAGAAGAAAGAGAAGAUGCCCAAGACCCUGACUGAGAUGUACACAGCCUUCCUGGUGUUACAGACCAAACAGAAGAAGGUGAAGUAUCAUGGGGAAACUGAGACAGAUCCACACUGGGAUGAAGAGAGCAUUAAGAGCAUUCUGUCACUGGGAAAACUGGCCUUUCACCAGCUGGACAAAGGCAACCUGAUUUUCUAUGAGAAAGACCUGACAGAGUGUGGCAUUGAUGUCCGUGAUGCCUCAGUGCACUCAGGAGUGUUCACACAGAUCUUCAGACAGGAUGGUAAAGUCUUCCAAGAGAAGGUGUUCUGCUUUGUCCAUCUGAGCUUUCAGGAGUUUCUGGCUGCUGUGUUUGUGUUUCUCUCAUUCAUCAACAAAAAUGAGAAUCUGAUGUCUCAGUCUACCUCAGACACAUCUGACGUCCACCUCUACAAGAGUGCUGUGGACAAGGCCUUGCAGAGUAAGAAUGGACACCUGGACCUUUUCCUCCGCUUCUUCCUGGGCCUCUCAAUGGAGUCCAAUCAGUCUGACUUACGAGGCCUACUGACUCAUACAAGAAGCAACACACAGAGCCAUCAGGAAACAGUCAAGUACAUCAAGAAGAAGAUCAGAGAGGAGUCCUCUCCAGAGAGAUGCAUGAAUCUGUUCCACUGUCUGAAUGAACUGAAUGACCAGUCUCUGGUGGAGGAGAUCCAACAGUACCUGAGCUCAGGAAGUCUCUCCAGUGAGGAGCUCUCAUCUACACAGUGGUCAGCUCUGUUCUUUGUGUUGCUGACUUCAGAAGAGAAGAUGGACGUGUUUGACCUGAAGAUAUACUCCAGAUCAGAGGAAGGUCUUCUGAGGCUGCUGCCAGUGGUCAAAGACUCCAAAACUGCUCUGUUGAAUGACUGUAACCUCUCAGAACGGUGCUGUGAAGCGCUGGCCUCAGCUCUCCCCUCCUCAGAGCUUACAGAGCUGGACUUGAGUAACAACAACCUGGGGGAUUCAGGCAUGAAGCUGCUCUCUGCUGGACUGGGGAAUCCACUCUGCAAACUGGAGACACUGAGGCUGAAUGACUGUAACCUCUCAGAACGGUGCUGUGAAGCGCUGGCCUCAGCUCUCCCCUCCUCAGAUCUGACAGAGCUGGACUUGAGUAACAACAACCUGGGGGAUUCAGGCAUGAAGCUGCUCUCUGCUGGACUGGGGAAUCCACUCUGCAAACUGGAGACACUGAGGCUGUCAGGCUGUCACAUCACAGAGGAAGGCUGUGCUUCUCUGAGCUCAGCUCUGAAGUCAACCUCCUUCCUGAGACAACUAGAUCUAAGUAACAAUGAUCUGAAGGAUGCCGGCAUGAAGCUGCUCUCUGCUGGACUGGGGAACCCACUCUGCAAACUGGAGACACUGAGGCUGUCAGGCUGUCACAUCACAGAGGAAGGCUGUGCUUCUCUGGGCUCAGUGCUGAAGUCAACCUCCUUCCUGAGACAACUAGAUCUAAGUAACAAUGAUCUGAAGGAUGCCGGCAUGAAGCUGCUCUCUGCUGGACUGGGGAACCCACUCUGCAAACUGGAGACACUGAGGCUGUCAUGCUGUGGGGUCACAGAGGAAGGCUGUGCUUCUCUGGCCUCAGCUCUGAAGACAAACCCCUCCCUUCUGAGAGAUCUGGAUCUGAGCAACAGUGACCUGAGGAAAUCAGAUAUGAAGCUUCUCUCUGCUGUUUUGGGGAAUCCACUCUGCAAAUUGGAGACACUGAGGCUGUCAGGCUGUCACAUUGCAGAAGAAGGCUGUGCUUCUCUGGCUUCAGCUCUGAAGACAAACCAUCCCCUUCUGAGAGAUCUGGAUCUGAGCAACAGUGACCUGAAGGAUUCAGACAUGAAGCUGCUUUCUGCUGUACUGGAGGAUCCACUCUGCAAACUGGAGACACUGAGGCUGUCAUGCUGUGGGGUCACAGAGGAAGGCUGUGCUUCUAUGGCCUCAGCUCUGAGGUCAAACCCCUCCACCCUGAGAGAACUGGACCUGAGGAACAAUGACCUCCAGAUUCCAGAAAUGCAACUGCUCUCUGAUCUACAGUGGAAUCCACUCUGCAAACUGGAGACGUUAAGGGUGUCAAGCUGUGACAUCACAGAGGAAGCUUGUGCUUCUUUGGCCUCAGCUCUGAAGUCAAAGCCCUCCUCUCCGAGAGAACUGGACCUGAUUAACAAGGACCUGAGGGAAUCAGAUAUGAAGCUUCUCUCUGCUGUUUUGAGGAGUCCACUCUGGAAAUUGGAGACACUGAGGCUGUCAGGCUGUCACAUCACAGAGGAAGGCUGUGCUUCUCUGGGCUCAGUGCUGAAGUCAACCUCCUUCCUGAGACAACUAGAUCUAAGUAACAAUGAUCUGAAGGAUGCCGGCAUGAAGCUGCUCUCUGCUGGACUGGGGAACCCACUCUGCAAACUGGAGACACUGAGGCUGUCAGGCUGUCUGGUCACAGAGGAAGGCUGUGCUUCUCUGGCCUCAGCUCUGAGGUCCAACCCCUUCCACCUGAGGGAACUGGACCUGAGCUACAAUCAUCCAGGAGAAAAAGGAUCGAAGCUGCUCUCUGCUGGACUGGAGGAUCCACACUGCAGACUGGAGAAACUCAAUGUGGAUCAUGGUGGAGAGUGCAGGAUCAAACCUGGUCUUAGGAAAUAUGCCUGUGAGCUCACACUGGACCCAAACACAGCAUGCAGAGAACUCUCUCUGUCUGAGGAGAACAGAAAGGUGACAAGGAGGUGGGAGAAGCAGCCGUAUCCUGAUCACCCAGAGAGAUUUGAGGGCUGUGCACAGGUGCUGUGUAGAGAGGGUCUGUCUGGGCGCUGUUACUGGGAGGCAGAGUGGAGUGGAAGAUGGGUUGGUAUAGCAGUGACAUAUAAAGGAAUCAGCAGGAGAGGAAGGGGUGCUGACUGUAGGCUUGGACACAAUAACAAGUCCUGGAGUCUGGUCUGUGAUGAUGACGAUUACUCUGCCUGGCACAAUAAGAAGAGCACUGACAUACCUGCCCCCCCCUCCAGCUCCCACAGAGUAGGAGUGUAUCUGGACUGGCCGGCCGGCACUCUGUCCUUCUACACAGUCUCCUCUGACACACUGACCCACCUGCACACAUUCCACAGCACAUUCACUGAGCCCCUCUAUCCUGGGUUCUUGGUUCUUGAUGACUCCUCAGUGUCCCUGUGUCAGGUAGAAUAGCCCACACACACUCUCACACACUGUGCUCACAUAGAUGUCAUUGAAGAUUGAACUGUAUACAGUUGGAAUUGAUAUCCCAGAGUGUUUGUAAAUAUUGGUGUGUGUAGAAUGUUUGUUUUGUUUUAACCUUUUAGAUGUAAAUAUUACUGAUAUUAAAUAUUAUUAAUAUCUCUAAAUAUUACCUACGCUUCCACCAGAGUGAGUUAUUUUUCCAAAACGGAAGCUAGCUUUAGUUAGCUUCCGUUACCUAGCAACCUAGCAUAAUACUCGUAGCAAUGCUACUACCUGCUAGUGUUACUUGUUAGCCUCCUAAUUGUACAUUUUGAAGCCAUACUACAGCGUUUGUCAUGUAGUUUUUGUCUAUCGGAAAAUAGUCGGUUGGAAUGUUCAGAAUCACACGUGCGACGUUACUCUGUGGGGCUUUCGAACUAUCGCACACGUGUGAUGCUGCUCCUUAACGGGUUAAUUGUUGACAAACAACAAUCCUGUCUUUGAUCUCAGUCCCACUGAAUGUGAUGAACUAAAUAGUGUCUUAGUGACUAAAUAAGGAGAAAUAAAGAUGUUUUAUACAGGAUGAUAGAAGACAUGCUGUGUGUUUGUUGGUGACCCAGUGGCCCUAUAGACACACACACACACACACGUACACACACACACACACAUGCACACACAC